Molecule: messenger RNA, 1695 nt
Organism: Raphanus sativus (radish)
Lineage: Eukaryota; Viridiplantae; Streptophyta; Magnoliopsida; Brassicales; Brassicaceae
Product: protein NEOXANTHIN-DEFICIENT 1-like
Exons: 10
Coding region: 233-1267 (344 amino acids)
Source: RefSeq, a predicted model, not a curated record
GCAAAUGAAAGAAGGUGGAAGAUGAUGUUAACAUGGGAUUGGCGCGAGAUAAGAAAAAGCUUGAAAAAGAGAGACAAAAGUAUCUAUGAUUGGACGAAGAAACCAAAGCCUAUCCACUUCUACUUCUCCUCUCUAAUCACCAACGAACCUUCACCCUCUCUAGAACCCUGAUCAAGCCGCUUGAAGCUAUUAUUCUCUCCUGGAGUGUUUUAACGAGAUUGCAUCCCUCUUUAUGGAUGUUAUAGAAAGGAGAAUUUCAUCUGGCUAUGCCAAACCUCCAUGGACAUUCAAAGGAAGUGCCUUGUACCAGAUUCAUCUUGUGAAGGCUGCUACUGCUCGAGCAUUCAUCCCUAAGGAACUUCGAUUAGUUGAAGCUUUUGGGUAUAACAUAGCUUCUUACAUGGCUCAUAUUCUAGUUUUGAUAUCGUCUUAUUGCUUUGGGACCUUCAGAUACACUCUUGGUGGGUUUUUCCUUGCUAGCUACGAUGAUAGCCCAGCUGGUGUCUUUGAUGAGCUUGUCGUGAUUGCAGGAACUGUAUGGAACCCUCCUACAUCAUGCGCAUGGGCCGCUAGGGUGCUCGUGAACAGCAAUGAGGCUUGUCAUCACGGACGCAAGGUAGGUGGGUCUUCUUUUGUCUCUUAUUAUAUAUAUCAAUGGAACGUCGAGAGAUUGAAUGAUAAUGAUGUGUUAUUAUUAUUAUAUAACAUGGUGGUGUUGCAGGAAGUAGGACUACCAAGCCAAGUUGCAAGAUUUUCAAAAAAAAUCACUGCAGUUCCAAAGCGAAAAAGGGAGAGAGCAUUUGGUUUCUUGGACACAUUUGGGCUGGGAACUACGCUGUCUCAACCUGAAGACUUGGUAGAGGUUAAGGUUAGUGAAGUUGAUGGUGCUGCUUCUGCAGAUAUCUGCAGUAUCAAAGUUAGAUCAGACGAAAUGGAGAAAAAACUCGGAAGUUGGAUGGGACCAGCAAUCAAAAUGUCGCUGCCGAGUUUUAGUGGCAAUACAAAGUACUUUCCAGAUCUACUCAAAUACUCUUGCCACCUUCACUGCAGGGUGAGGCCUGUAAGACCUGCCGUAGUAUCACAUCCUUUUGAUGAUGAGACAGAGAAGUUUUCAGAAGAGAAUCACACAUCACAAGAGUUGCAUGAAAAUGAAAAUGAAAAUGAAAAUGAAAGGCGGUUAAGCGUAGCAGUGUUGCUAUCAAAACCAAUCAUAGCUCUUCAGUUUAAAGACUUAACAAUGCAAGUAGAAGCUCCUGUUGUAGUUUAACACAACACUAAAGUUCCAAAAACAUACACUUCCUUCCUACUACAAGGUUCACAUCUUUACAACAACAAAAAUAAAACAAACCUUUCCGAAUUUUUUUUUGGCUUUUUUAGCCGAUUUAGUAAGAUCCAUGUUCUUAGGUUAAACCUUUUGCCAAAAUCUUUACAUAAGCUCAAGAGAUGAUGGUAAUGAUCAGAACUCUUCAGGCAGAGGAUGACCAUCCAAGAACGCUUUGAAAAGCACUAGUGAUCUCUCAGGCUGUGAGAAUGGGACCUCAUGUGAAGCUCCUCUCACUGUUGCAAAUGACAAGACAUUUCCAUAGACUUGAGUCCAUCCACCGACCUGAAACAAGAAACAGAAUGUGUUACUUUUAGUUUUAUUUUAUUUUUCUUUCUUUUCUUUUUACAAUAAAAGGGUGAUGUUUUUGUGUA